Molecule: messenger RNA, 1312 nt
Organism: Aspergillus japonicus CBS 114.51
Lineage: Eukaryota; Fungi; Ascomycota; Eurotiomycetes; Eurotiales; Aspergillaceae
Product: arginase
Exons: 3
Coding region: 281-1255 (324 amino acids)
Cellular component (GO): cytoplasm; cytosol; nucleus
Molecular function (GO): manganese ion binding; arginase activity
Source: RefSeq, a predicted model, not a curated record
CACGGAUAUUCACCUCCUCGCAACCUUUCUCACAUUCCGCUUCUUCUUCUUCCUCUCUCCCUGUCUCUUGUUGCAACGUGCAAGUGGUUGUGGUUGCUGCCGUGGUCCACCCGUUCCUUGCCCGGCUCCAGUUGAUUCCCCACCCGAUUCUUGAUUUGAUCUUAUCUCAUCAGCGCGGGUCCCGCUCUUCUAGAACUUUUUUUCUUUCUUUUUCACGCCCUCUCCUGCCCUCUUCCUUCUCCUACAACGCUUAUCUCCCUCCUCAUCUCUCACAUACACAAUGACUUCUCCCUCCACUAUUCGUCAGCGCUUCCUCUCCAAGCCCAACGAGCUGGGUGUAGUGGCCGUUGGCUUCAAUGGCGGUCAGUGCAAGAUGGGUGUCGAGGCUGCUCCGAUGGCCCUCGUCCAAGCCGGCCUCCUCGAUCAACUGCGCGACGACCUGGGCUACAAGCUGCACUAUGACGACAAGGUCCACUACUACGAGGACAAGAUGCCGACCGAGGACCCCGACCACCGCGGCAUGAAGAAGCCCCGGGCGGUGAGCGCGGUCACCGAGGCGCUGAGCAACCAGGUCUACGAGCACGCCAAGGAGGGCAAGUUCGUGCUGACCUUGGGAGGGGACCACUCCAUCGCCAUUGGCACCAUCUCCGGCACCGCCAAGGCCAUCCGCGAGCGUCUGGGCCGCGAGAUGGCGGUCAUCUGGGUGGAUGCCCACGCCGACAUCAACGUGCCCGAGAUGAGCCCCAGCGGCAACAUCCACGGCAUGCCCAUGGCCUUCCUGACGCGCCUGGCCCGCGAGGAGCGCCCCGACAUCUUCGGCUGGUUGAAGGAUGAGCACAUUGUCAACACCCGCAAGCUGGUAUACAUCGGUCUGCGCGACGUCGACCGCGGCGAGAAGCAGUUGCUGCGCGAGCACGGCAUCAAGGCCUUCAGCAUGCACGAUGUUGAUCGCUACGGUAUUGGUCGCGUGGUGGAGAUGGCACUGGCGCACGUUGGUAACGACACUCCCAUUCACCUGUCGUUCGACGUCGAUGCUCUGGACCCCCAGUGGGCGCCCAGCACGGGUACCCCGGUGCGCGGUGGGUUGACUCUGCGCGAGGGAGACUUCAUCGCCGAGUGUGUGCACGAGACCGGCAACCUGGUGGCGAUGGACCUGGUGGAAGUCAACCCCAGUCUGGAGGAAGCAGGCGCCAGCGACACGAUCCGCACGGGCUGCUCGCUGGUGCGCAGUGCUCUGGGUGAUACCCUGUUGUAGAACGAAAGACUUAUAUUUGACUUAGAUUAUAGUCUCUGUAUACUAUAGAGAAAAGGU